GCGGCCCGGAGAGCCGGCAGCGACAGGGGCACGGGGAAAGUUCUGCAGCCAGAAACUCCGCAGGUGCGCCAGGUGCCGCCAGCGGUGACAGGCGAAGGGCCCACGGCUGUCCCUGGCUCUCCGCCGCCGUCGGGGGCGGGGAGCGCAGCGGAGAACCGAAAGUGAAGGGAAGGCAGCGCCCGGCGGGGCAUCCCCGGGGCCGCGGGCGCGCGUGGGGAGCGCGGAUGCGCCGCGCCGCCAGUCCCCGCUGCCGGGCCGUCACUGCAGCGCGCUGCCGCCCCGCUGCCCGCGCCCCGGGCGGCGAUGCUGUGCUGCAUGCCCGGCGUGGCUUUCGUGCCCGCUUUGCUCGUCAGCUGGUCCUCGGCCGCCUUCAUCAUCUCCUAUGCGAUCGCCGUGCUGGCGGGGCACGUCGAGCCCUUCGUGCCCUACAUCAGCGACACUGGAACUAAACCUCCGGAGAGUGGUGUCUUUGGUUUUAUGAGUAAUAUUUCAGCACUUCUAGCUUCAAUUACAAUGUACAUCAGAUAUUUAUUAAUAGAGAAGCAAAAUGAAUCAUCUCACUUUGUUAGGUCUUCAUGCAAUAUGUUUACAUUAUGUGUGGGACUGAUGGGCUGCACUGGAAUGGGCAUAGUUGCAACUUUUCAGGAGCUGGCUGUUCCCAGUGUCCAUGACAUAGGAGCUUUGGUGGCCUUUGGCUCGGGUGUUGUAUACAUCACACUUCAGUCUAUAAUCUCCUACAAGUCGUGCCCACGAUGGAACACUUACUUUGUGUGUCACAUAAGGAUGGCCAUAUCUGUCAUAUCAUGCAUUGCUUUCAUUCCCAUGAUUGUGUUUGCUUCAAAAAUUUCCAUGACAAAAAUUGAUUGGACUCCAGGUGAAAAGGAUUAUACUUACCAUUUUAUGAGUGCAAUCUGUGAAUGGACAGUGGCCUUUGGUUUCAUCUUCUUCUUUUUAACAUUCAUUAGAGAUUUUCAGAAUGUCAAACUAUACACUUACUCACUGGUGUAAAUAACACACACUGGAAAGAAAAACAAGAGAGAGGAAGAGACUCAGCUUGGAAAAAGAACCACCAAUUUUCAUUUCAAAUGUAGCUGAACAGAAGACUUGAGAGGGAACAGAUUAAUGAUUACAACUGCUAAAUCAGGACUUCACUAUAAAGUUAUCAUGUCCAGAUGUUGUUUUUGCCUUUGACAGGUUCUGAGGUUUUAGUUAAAAAAAUACAGACAUGCAUCUAGUCUGAGGGCAUCUACAUGCAUUUAAAAUGCCUGUAAUACCAUUAAGAAACUGACCUUUAUGUAUUCUGCACUCUCAUUCACAAGCAAAAUGAGGAAUAUGGUGAUGGGGUUAAAAAUCUUUGUUUAAACAAAGAACAUGUAGUUUACUAGUAGUACAUAAUCGGUAUUAACAGAUGCAUUCAGUGGUUAUUCCAGCAACACUUUGCAGUAGUUUUUAUGCCUACAAAUUUUAAUAGUGCCCCAGAUGAUGAGUUCAAAUCCAUGCAAAAUUUGUGUGUAUUAGAUGUGUACUACUGACACUUCUUAAUGUAUACCGUAUCUUUUAAAAGUUCAUUGCUGUGGGAAGCUUUUAAAAACAAAAGUCUCUUAAAAAUUGACUUUUUCCCUUGAAAGUAUCACAUAUAUCUGAUUACUGUGCUGCCAAGCUGAAAUACUCCCUCCAUCUUCCAUUCCAAAACAGAUGGCAAAUAACGAGCACCUUGGAAUAUUCUCCGCUUACAGUAUUUAGCUUGCGGUUAAGGACUUUCCAGCUUUCUGGGUUAACACCACAUCUCUAGAAAACUGCUGCAGAUCAAGGAGCACCAGCACAGCUGACAGAAUUCAGCCACAAACCAACCUUCCCAUACUUAAUAGCUCCUCGUUUCAGCUGAAACAUCUCAGACUGAAUUUGGAUUAAGAGCAAAGCGAUGUAUUUAGGAGCAGAAGAGCCUAAAGCAGUCAGGGGUUCCAAAGGCAGUGGAAGCACUAUGGCUGCUGAGACACUGAAUGUAAAAAGGGAUGGUCUCAUCUUUUUUCCCCCCAGUUCCUCACAAUUCAGACAUUUAGAUUUAGUUACCACUCAACUGGGAGAGAAGAUAAUGUGGCAAGAUUUUUCUUAAUGUUUCUGCAAGUUUACCAACGUUGCGGUACUCCACAGUAAACGUCUACCCUGAAAAGAUCAUCCAAAUCCUAAGCAGUUAAAUUCACAAUUCCUAUUAAUGAAACUGUUAUUCUGUGACAUACGUAAUUACUGAUUAAUUAUCCCUUAUUUUAACAAGUGUCUGUAGGCCAGACGCUUUCUUUUUCAUUCCACAUAAAAGCAUAUCUGCAGUGGCGUAAAAGACAAUUGAUGUUAGGGUUUUUUUCAAACUAAAAUUAUUUUACAGAAAUAAAAAGUUUCUUCAGAAUAUUAAACAACUGAAGCUAUACCUUCUUUAAUGUCUUUUGUUAACCUUGCUUGUUUCUUUAGAAAAAUAAUAAACUACUAUGUCUCAAUUCAA
Molecule: messenger RNA, 2494 nt
Organism: Haemorhous mexicanus (house finch)
Lineage: Eukaryota; Metazoa; Chordata; Aves; Passeriformes; Fringillidae
Gene: DRAM1
Product: DNA damage regulated autophagy modulator 1
Exons: 7
Coding region: 304-1008 (234 amino acids)
Biological process (GO): regulation of autophagy
Cellular component (GO): lysosome
Source: RefSeq, a predicted model, not a curated record